AUGUGGUGCGACCCCUUGGAUUUCCCCGUUGAGGUCCGGUUUGUAAUUUGUUGCCGUGUGAAACCCACCCCUGGAAAGCGGCAUAGUUCAAAACCGUGGCGCUUCAACGACACGCGGAAUGGAAGGAGACCCGAAGUCGUCGCUGCUCUGCCGCCCCGCAAGCUCCUCUUGGCGCGCCGCGGCUCGGCGCUGGCUGAGGCAGCCCGCGAGCAGGAUGGGGCCGCAGGCUGCGAGCAGCUGAUGCAGCUGUACAGCGCCCGGCAGCGCCGGCGUCUCAACCGGGGGCUGCGCCGCAAGCAGCACUCCCUGCUGAAGCGCCUGCGUAAGGCCAAGAAGGAGGCGCCGCCCAUGGAGAAGCCGGAGGUGGUGAAGACCCACCUGCGGGACAUGAUCAUCCUCCCCGAGAUGGUGGGCAGCAUGGUCGGCGUGUACAACGGCAAGACCUUCAACCAGGUGGAGAUCAAG
Molecule: messenger RNA, 465 nt
Organism: Pygoscelis adeliae (Adelie penguin)
Lineage: Eukaryota; Metazoa; Chordata; Aves; Sphenisciformes; Spheniscidae
Gene: RPS15
Product: ribosomal protein S15
Exons: 2
Biological process (GO): ribosomal small subunit assembly; translation
Cellular component (GO): cytosolic small ribosomal subunit; ribosome
Molecular function (GO): structural constituent of ribosome
Source: RefSeq, a predicted model, not a curated record